Molecule: messenger RNA, 2340 nt
Organism: Amborella trichopoda
Lineage: Eukaryota; Viridiplantae; Streptophyta; Magnoliopsida; Amborellales; Amborellaceae
Gene: PGGT-I
Product: Prenyltransferase family protein
Biological process (GO): protein geranylgeranylation
Cellular component (GO): CAAX-protein geranylgeranyltransferase complex
Molecular function (GO): CAAX-protein geranylgeranyltransferase activity
Source: RefSeq, a predicted model, not a curated record
CUUAGAACAUCAAAGAUCAAAGUUUCCAUUUUUUUCGGAGAAGGCAGAGCGCUCGCAAUCUUCCGGUCACUUUUUUCACCAGAAUACUCGCCGUGUGAAACUGAAACCUCCUCAUACUGUGCUCCCAUUAAUCUAUAGAUUUUACAGAAUUCUUCCUAGCAGUUUUAAUUUGAGCUUUUCAGAACCCUAGCGAUGGUUUCUGAAUCCAAAUUAUUUGACUAGCACUGUUAAUUUGUGCUUUUCAGAACCCUAGCGAUGGUUUCUGAAUCUAAAUUAUUUGACAGAGAGAGUCAUGUGAAAUUCUUUGUGAUGAUGGUAGAUACUUUGCCAUAUCAUUACCAGCGUGAAGAUAUCCAUCGCCUCACGCUCGCUUACUUUGCAGUUUCAGGGCUUGCCAUUCUCAAUGCCCUAGAUCGGGUUGACAAGGAGAGAUUGGCAAAUUGGGUGUUAUCUUUGCAAGUGAUUCCUAGAGAGAAGCAGGCAUUGGAGCAUGGGCAUUUCUUCGGAUUCUGCGGUUCUAGCACUUUCAAGCUUCCAAUUGACACCACUGGGGUUUUGAAUCACAAUGGUAGUCACUUGGCUAGUACAUACUGCGCCCUGGCUAUACUCAAGAUGAUCGGCCAUGAAUUCUCAACUAUUGUCUGUGAGUUCAUUUCUACGACGAUGAAGUGCCUUCAGCAACCUGAUGGAAGCUUCAUGUCCAUUCGAACUGGGGCAGAGACAGAUCUCCGUUUUGUAUUCUGUGCUGCUGCUAUCAGUUCUAUGUUAAAUGAUUGGAGUGGAUUGAACAAGAUCAAGGCCAAGGACUACAUACUUAGUUGUCAGUCGUAUGAUGGUGGCUUUGGUUUGAUUCCUGGUGCAGAGUCUCAUGGUGGUGCGACUUAUUGUGCAAUUUCUGCUCUUCGAUUGAUGGGAUUCAUUGAUGAUAACUUUGUCUCACAAUGUACAUCAUCUGUCAUAGAUAUGCAACCGGUGCUAGAGUGGAGCUUGCAGAGACAAACAGCUGAUGGUGGAUUUCAAGGUAGACCCAACAAAGCAAGUGAUACAUGUUACGCAUUUUGGGUUGGCGGGGUUUUGAGGAUGUUGGGGGCCGACCACUUUGACAAGAAUUCUUUACGAGAGUUUCUGCUUACUUGUCAAUCCAAGUUUGGGGGUUUCAGUAAGCAUCCGUGGGACUUCCCAGAUCUCUAUCAUUCCUAUUAUGGUGUUUGUGCGUUCAGCUUGUUGCAAGAGCCUGGCCUUGUACCACUUUGUUUUGAACUGGGUAUGCCUGAGCCUUUUGGAAUCUAAGUUCGUGUUCAUCAAAAUUUUCUGGUAAGCAGAACUAUGCGGCUGCCAAAUGAUCUCUUACAACGAUGAACAUGAAGGUGUAAACCCGAUGAAUUAAAUUGAGAGAGAGAGAGGGGGAUGAUUGUUCUGUAGGGAGGUAUAACAUUAUAUUAUCAAAAUUUUCGUAAGGUAUAUGGAGAGCUAUUACUCCGUUGUACUGGCAAAAUUCUGAUUGAAGUUACAUUUUCUUGUCUUUCAUGCGUUUAUAUGCGGAGAACCGAUGGCCAUGCCCAUGCUGAAUGCUCAAAAUACUAGCCAACACAAUUCCGAAGUUCAUGUUCUUUCGGGCCUUAGAAGACUGAAAGGUCUGCAAAGGUUGCCUACGUUGCAAUAUUCUGAAGACGUUCAUAACGGACCAAAAUAGGCAGGGUAUCAUAAUGGAGCAAAUCAUUUUGGAUGCACUCAAAUUUGAAGUUUUUGGAUUUCAAGGGAAAUUGAGAAUUUCAGGAGAGAAAAGAUUGAGAAUUUGAGAUGGGUGCUGUGAAUUUAUGGAUAGCCUUAUAAAAUUUUCUCUCGUACCCAAAACUCACUGAAACUCAAAACCUGCUCAAAUUUUUUUGGCUUAAAAAGAAAAUUAGCUUGUAACAUUGAGCCCUCCGGUACAAAAUCCCUCUCGCAAUAGCCUUCGUGCAAAAAAUCCCUCACGGGGACUCUUUGACUUCCUCUCUUGAUUCUCUCUCUCCAUGGACCAUCAUGAAUCACGCACGCGGGGUAUUGAGUUGUUUCCUGACAAUAAUGGGUAUAUAAAGUCGGGGUAUUGAGUUGUUUCCUGACAAUAAUAAUGGGUAUAUAGAGUCAAGUACAAGAUAGAUGGAAUAAUAACGAGUAUUCAAUAAGGUCUAUUACUGGCUCUGAUGAUCCCCUGAACAUUGAUUAUUGUACAGUACACUUAGUUAUAUACAAACAAACACAGAACAGUGUUCCACAGGUACUGCACAAUAUGCUUUACAUCUGUCUUUACAAAAGAUGAGAUAGAGAAGGAAGGAAAAAACGGGGUAAGCACCAUUUCUU